Molecule: messenger RNA, 2668 nt
Organism: Medicago truncatula (barrel medic)
Lineage: Eukaryota; Viridiplantae; Streptophyta; Magnoliopsida; Fabales; Fabaceae
Product: receptor-like protein 6
Exons: 2
Coding region: 77-2647 (856 amino acids)
Molecular function (GO): protein binding
Source: RefSeq, a predicted model, not a curated record
CUCUUUUUCUUUCAAGACAGAAUCUUGGGAAAACAGUACAGAUUGUUGUGAGUGGGAUGGUGUCACGUGCGACACCAUGUCAGAUCACGUGAUUGGUCUGGACCUCAGUUGCAACAAUCUUAAAGGUGAAUUACAUCCCAAUAGCACCAUCUUUCAGCUUAAACACCUUCAACAACUCAACUUGGCUUUUAAUAAUUUUUCUGAGUCUUCAAUGCCUAUUGGUGUUGGAGAUUUAGUGAAACUCACACAUCUAAAUCUAUCAUAUUGUUACCUCAGUGGUAAUAUUCCUUCCACAAUCUCUCAUUUGUCAAAAUUAGUAUCACUUGAUCUUAGCAGUUACUGGUCCGAAGAAGUGGGAUUGAAACUCAAGUCAUUCAUUUGGAAGAAACUCAUUCAUAAUGCUACUAAUUUAAGGGAGCUUCAUUUGAAUAGUGUGGAUAUGUCUUCCAUUACGGAGAGCUCUUUGUCCAUGCUAAAGAAUUUUUCAUCCUCUUUGGUUUCUCUUCUUCUACGAAACACUGGGUUGCAAGGAAAUUUGUCAAGUGACAUCCUCUCUUUACCUAAUCUUCAAAGAUUGGAUUUGUCAUUUAAUGAUAACCUUAGUGGUCAACUUCCAAAGUCCAACUUGAGCACUCCUCUAAGGUACUUGAACCUCCGUUUAUCUGCUUUUUCAGGUGAAAUUCCUUAUUCCAUAGGUCAAUUGAAGUAUCUUACUCGAUUAGAUUUUUCAUGGUGCCAUUUAGAUGGGAUGGUUCCUCUAUCUUUGUGGAACCUCACCCAACUAACAUAUUUGAGUCUUUCAUAUAAUAAGCUUGACGGGUUCAUUGGUGAGUUUUCAACAUAUUCUUUGCAAUAUUUGUUUCUCUCUAAUAACAGCCUACAUGGUCAUUUUCCAAAUUCAAUAUUUCAACUCCAAAAUCUAUCUUACUUAACUUUGUCAUCAACCAACUUGAGUGGUGUUGUCGAUUUUCACCAAUUUUCAAAAUUAAACAAACUAGAAUAUCUCCAUCUUUCACACAAUAGUUUUCUUUCUAUCAACUUUGAUAGCAGUGCUGACUCCAUCUUACCCAACCUUGUUGACUUAGUUUUAUCUUAUUCUAAUAUUAAUAGUUUUCCUAAAUUCCAAACACGAAAUCUUCAAAGAUUAGAUCUCUCCAAUAACAACAUUCAUGGGAAAAUUCCCAAAUGGUUUCAUAAGAAGCUCUUAAACUCAUGGAAUGAGAUUUCGUACAUUGACUUGAGUUUCAACAAGUUACAAGGAGAUCUUCCAAUUCCACCUUCUGGCAUUCAAUACUUUUCACUCUCAAAUAACAACUUCACAGGAAAUAUUUCUUCAACAUUCUGCAAUGCAAGUUCCCUUUAUACCCUCAAUUUGGCUCACAACAACUUUCAAGGAGAUCUUCCAAUUCCACCUGAUGGCAUUAAAAACUAUUUACUCUCAAACAACAAUUUCACAGGAGAUAUAUCUUCAACAUUCUGCAAUGCAAGUUACCUGAAUGUUCUCAAUUUGGCUCACAACAAUUUAACAGGUAUGAUUCCACAAUGCCUGGGAACAUUAACUUCUCUUAAUGUAUUGGAUAUGCAAAUGAACAACCUCUAUGGAAACAUUCCUAGAACCUUUUCCAAAGAAAAUGCAUUUCAGACUAUAAAGUUGAAUGGAAACCAAUUGGAAGGACCAUUACCACAGUCUUUGUCUCACUGUUCAUUUCUUGAAGUUUUGGACCUUGGUGACAACAACAUAGAGGACACAUUUCCAAAUUGGCUAGAAACUCUACAAGAGUUACAAGUUCUAAGCUUACGAUCAAAUAAUCUUCAUGGUGCAAUCACUUGUUCUAGCACCAAGCAUUCAUUUCCUAAGUUGAGAAUUUUUGAUGUUUCUAUCAACAAUUUUAGUGGGCCCUUGCCAACAUCAUGCAUCAAGAACUUUCAAGGAAUGAUGAAUGUGAAUGACAGCCAAAUUGGUUUGCAAUACAAGGGUGUGGGUUAUUACUAUAAUGAUUCUGUUGUGGUCACAGUGAAAGGUUUUUUCAUUGAGCUAACAAGGAUAUUGACUGCUUUCACAACUAUUGAUUUAUCAAAUAACAUGUUUGAAGGUGAAAUUCCACAAGUCAUUGGAGAAUUAAAUUCUCUCAAAGGACUUAACCUUUCAAACAAUGGAAUCACAGGUAGCAUUCCACAAUCUUUGAGUCAUUUGAGAAAUUUGGAGUGGUUGGACCUCUCAUGCAACCAAUUGAAGGGUGAGAUUCCUGUGGCUUUGACAAAUUUGAACUUCCUCUCAGUCUUAAACCUUUCACAAAACCACCUUGAGGGAAUCAUACCUAAAGGUCAACAGUUUAAUACAUUUGGAAAUGAUUCUUUUGAAGGAAAUACAAUGUUGUGUGGAUUCCAAUUGUCUAAAUCAUGCAAAAAUGAGGAAGAUCUGCCACCUCAUUCAACAUCUGAAGAUGAAGAAGAAUCCGGAUUUGGCUGGAAAGCUGUGGCAAUUGGAUAUGGAUGUGGGGCAAUAUCCGGGUUCCUCUUGGGAUAUAAUGUAUUCUUCUUCACUGGUAAACCUCAAUGGCUUGUUAGAAUUGUUGAAAACAUGUUUAACAUAAGACUGAAAAGAACAAACAACAGAUACUGUGCAAAUCGCAGAAGAAUGAAUUAAUUUGAUGUUUGUAUUUUCAAA